Messenger RNA from Ruditapes philippinarum (Manila clam), 926 nucleotides. RefSeq lists its product as uncharacterized. The transcript has 4 exons. Lineage: Eukaryota; Metazoa; Mollusca; Bivalvia; Venerida; Veneridae. The record is from RefSeq and is a predicted model, not a curated record. Bases 377 to 886 code for a protein of 169 amino acids.
CAUGCUACCAGAGUAAAAUUUUGUCCCGAAACUUUAACCUGAGACCAUGGAAUCCACUUUAAGUUGUAUUUUGUGUUUUUGUAUCGGCACAUUCGUUGUGCUUAACGUGCUAGGAAGCAUUGAGUUUUCAAGAUAUUUUCCGCUGGACAAUUAUACUUGCGAUACUACAAAAAUCGUGUUUCAUUUAAUACGUAAUAACCGCGUUACAUGUGCGAUGAUGUGUUCUUUCAACGAUGAUUGCUACGGGGUUUAUUUUGAUCACGUGACACAGGAAUGUAAAUGAUGUUCGGCAGACUUUGAUGACAUACCUCGGGCUCGUAAUGGGUCUGUGUAUUACGCUCGUAAUAGUAAGUUAAACGAAAGCACACAUCACAUCAUGAAGUACGCAAAUGCUCAGUUCAACAAUAAAAGAUGCAAUGAGAGCGAACUUGUGUUUCACAAUUUCAACAUGACAAGUUAUCAACAAUGUGCAAGAGCAUGUGCCGACAGUUCUAUGUGCUUCAGUUACUUCUAUAAUCCGGACAAACAAGAGUGUCUAGGAUGUCAAUCUGAGUACAGCGUUCUAAGAACCAGUCCAGUGCUGGAAGAGUGGACCGGCUCAAUUUAUUUUGGACGAUUUCGGUAUCUCGGAUGUUACGACAACUAUCCACGAAUUUUGGAAAAUGCCCAUACAUAUUCUACGGGCAUGGUCACUGAAUUAUGUGUCGCACGUUGUAUAAGUGGAGGAUAUUUGUAUGCUUUGACUGAGAGUGGUCAUUGGUGUCAAUGUGGCAAUGACUUUUCACCAAAUGAAAAACUUACAGAGGAUCGAUGUAACUCGGCUUGCCCUGGGAAUGAAGAUCAAUUUUGUGGAAAUGCGUACGUAGGAUCAGUGUACAUCUUAUAAUACAGCUUGAUAGGCUUGUAAUGGAGUAUAUUUUUUCGAC